This is a messenger RNA of Manis javanica (Malayan pangolin), 1742 nucleotides long. NCBI's taxonomy places the organism in Eukaryota, Metazoa, Chordata, Mammalia, Pholidota, Manidae. The record is from RefSeq and is a predicted model, not a curated record.
AUGGAAAUCUUGGAGGCAGAGGAGAGCGGCACCUCUGUACACUCGAACGAGAGUAAGCGCUGCUCGCGAGGCCGCUUAGUGACCCGACACUCAACGGCCGGACCGGCCUCGGCCUCGGCUGUGGAGCGCCUACCCCGCCGCGUGAUGCUGCUGAGCACCACCAAUUUCUGUAUCUGGGGACUGCAGCCGAGCACUACUGCCCAGGACCUUGUCAAUGUGUGUCAGUUAUACAGCAGGAUUGUUUCCACUAAGGCCAUAGUGGACAAGACCGCAAACAAGUGCAGAAGUGAGAGGACAGCUCUCCCUGGUGACAGAGCGGCUCUCUGUCUCCCGACCGCUUCUGUUCCAUGGAUCGUAACUCUUCCUCCAACUCCUGAAGAGCCUGGGCCUCCCACCCCCUCCUACGCCCAUCUCCCAGUGAUGCUGUGUCUAUGGCUUCGUGGACUUGGCGGUCCUUGGGCAGCACAAAAAGCUGUAACAGCACUGAGAGCCAGUGGUGUGCAAGCACAGAUGGCCAAGGUGAGCGAAUGGGACCCCAUAAAUUUAUACAUAUCAUAUCUCCCACUGUCAGUGGAUCAGCAAGAACUGGAGGGAAUGUUGAAGCCCUUCUGACAAGUUAUCUACACUUGAAUCCUUCGAGACAGCAGGGGGACCAGCAGAUGGGCUGGCUUUGCAAGGAUGGAGUCCACACAGAAGUGUGAAGCCAUCAUCACCCACUUUAAUGGAAAAUACAUCAAGACACCCCCUGGAGGAUGAGGCCCACCUGAUCCCUUGCUUUUCAGAUUUGCUGAUGGUGGUCCAAAAAAACAGCAGAACCAAGGAAAAUUUGUGCAGAAUGGAUGGGCUUGGCCAAGGAAUGGAGACAUGAUAAGAGGACCUUGGAGAAGCUGGGGGCACUGUUUCACCCAGCUCCAUAGAGCAUCACCCCCACAGAAUGCUCUCUCAGUCUGCACUCCCCAUGUCUUCCAUCUCCUGUGUCUUCAUACCAGGAUUUUUAAAUGUCUGUCUUCAGUGGUCCUGGUAGUCCCGUCACUGCUCCAGGUGGCCUCACAGAGGUGCUGCCCACUGACACUGCAUUUACUUUUGCUGCUGCCACCAGGGCUCAGUCCUGAUACCAGGGACCACCACCCGAUUUCUCUCCAGCCAGCCCUGGUGAUGGGACCUCUUAUCCAGCAACAGGGCCACCUCUCCCUCAUCAGCACAGGCACAGUAGGGUGACUUCUGGUUAUCAGCUCCUGACGAUAAGGAGACCUGUGUGCUACUCUUCAGUAGACACUUGUGAGUGAACAUGGGAAUCGCUCCAGUGUCAUCGAUGGCACACUCAAAAUAGGAGCUAAACUAAGAAGAAGAUGAUCCAGCGGCCAGGAAAGCAGCCAUUCUGCUCCCCAGCCCGCUCCCUCCAACUGAUUCCUAUAUGUGGAACUAAAAGUGUUUCUACCUACAUACUAGUUUAUCUAGGAAUUCAUACACAUUUCCUAGAAAGGUUUAUCAAAACAGUAACCUAGAGGAAUGGAUGAAGCCCUUUUGGUUUCUUGUAGGCCUGCUGUAUUCUGAUGGGCACCUGAUGGCUUCAUAGUAGAGGAGACAGCAAGCGAGGAAAAGCAGGAGACAGGAGGGGGAAGGGAGUCACGCAGGCAGAAGUCUCUCCAAGCUGGAGCGCUUCAGGACCACCCAAAUCGCUUUUGAAUGAUUACAUGGCUAAAUUAUAGCAUGAAUAUUUUUUAAAGAUCCCCAAGCUUUAA